Molecule: messenger RNA, 990 nt
Organism: Triticum urartu
Lineage: Eukaryota; Viridiplantae; Streptophyta; Magnoliopsida; Poales; Poaceae
Source: RefSeq, a predicted model, not a curated record
AUGGCGUACGAGGCAGAGACAUUUGCUGCACAUGCUCGUGUUUGGGAAUCCGCCUGGAGCAAGACCUGGGGCUACUUCACGGACACCACGUCGCUGAGUUCCAUGCAAUUUACGCACUAUGUACCUGGACGCAUCUCAGACAAUCGUGCUGGGUCUACUCCAGAAACCUUGCAGGUUUUCUCCAUCAAACUCGCUGAAAUAGCUGGGGCUCUCGCCUGGCCAUUGUCUGUCUAUGGUGUGACUGCUGUUCGGGACAUCGCGGAUCAUAACCGUAACCUUCUCUUCUCUUGCGAUAGGAGCGAGGCCCAAGAACUCAAACAAGAUGAUUCUUUUUUGCGCUUAAUUGGGCCAUCACGUGCAAUUGUGUUAACAGACAUAGUUGACAUUGAAAUCCAACUGAAAGUGAAAGGUCCGACAAUGUCUCAAGAUAAAGCAUUGAUCAGCUAUGUCGCCAAUUAUAGUGGAGGAGGUCUUGGCGUAUCGACCCUUUGCAUUGAUAAUUGUUUAUGUACACUGGAGUUAUGCUUGCAGCGUGUCAAACGAACAGUCCAGGCUACCAUCUUGAGUGUCCGAGUUGUCAAGUGUGGUUCAUGGCCGUUUGAAUAUGGUGGCCGAGUUGCUUGCUCCUCAGCUUCACGGGAAACGGUGGUCACUGAUAGUGGAGUCACUUGUGCUAUUAAUCCCUCAUCUAGCCAAAUUGUAAUGCUUGAAUCAAAAGAUGGAGCAAUGCUGAAAGGUCUUAAUGGUCACAUAUACCUGCCGAGGCAAGUUGUUUCUGUAGAAAUUGAAGGAGUGUUGGACAUUGCCAUAGAAGCCUACACAAAAUCUGGUGAUAUCGGUGCACAGGGUCGUAUUUGUUUCGCGCCCCAGGUUUGCAACAUAAGCCAAGAUAAAUUUGCCAUUGCAGAUGUUGAGGUGAUGAUUACGAUUGCUUGGUCCCUUGUCCCUACAAGCAAAAGGGAAAUUGUGGCACAACGACAGUUUGUCUAA